CCACCGUGCAAGAGACAUUUAAUUUUCUCUCUUCCAUCAUCAUUAUCUAUGAGGCCAUCUGUUGUAGAAAAUGAAUUCAGACUCAUUUGCAUGACUGAUAAGCAUUUUUUUUUUGUAUCUAUUUAACAGAAGGUCAUAUGCCAGGGAUUUGGAGCUGGUGAAAAAAAAAAGAAGUGGAGGAAAAAAAUCGUAUGGAGAGGAUGAGUGGGAGUGCGUGUGUUAGAGGAUGUAUGUGGAAGUAAAACAGAUCCCUUAGGCCUUCUAGCCUAUCGUGCUGCAUUUGCCAUUCCUGCCAGGGAGACAUUUUCCCCCUCAGCCUCUGCAUAGCGAAGAGAAAGGUGUUUCCUAUAUAGUCUGCUUGAAGCCCCUGGUUUUAUCUCUGGUUUUGGUGGGUGCAAGUUGAUUUGUUUUAUUCUAUAUCUAAGCAUUUUCGUAACAGUAUGUCCUUUUUUACUGUGUGGGAUCUGCAGUGUUCUCUAUGACGAUAUGGAGGCGGAUGCAGACGAGAAGCGCCAUCGCACACGCUCCAAAGGUAUCCGAGUACCCGUGGAACCAGUAAUACAAGAGCUGUUCAGUUGUCCAACACCAGGCUGUGAUGGCACCGGACAUGUCAGUGGCAAAUAUGCAAGGCACAGAAGUGUGUACGGUUGCCCGUUGGCAAAGAAGAGGAAAACACAAGACAAGCAGCCUCAGGAACCUGUUCCCAAGAGGAAGCCGUUUCUAGAGAGAAUGGACAACUCGUCAGUGGAUGAGUGCUAUGAGACGGAUGGGAUGGAGGAGGAAGAUGAGGAAGAUGAGGAGGAGGAGGAGUACUCUGAAGACAAUGAGGAGCAGAGGGAGGAGGUAGAGAGGGAGGAGGAAGAGGAGGAAGAGGAAGGAGUUGAGGAGGAAGAGGGAGAAGACAGAGGUGAAGAAGAGGAUGAGGAGGAGGAAGAAGAAGAUGACGACGAAGAAGACGACGAUGAUGACGAAGACCAGUGCAAUGAACAAGGUGUUCAGAUGGACUGCAGCUAUUCCAAAUCCAACCAAAUGGCUGAGAAGGAUGACAACAACAACACUGACUAUGACAAUUACGAUGAGCUGGUGGCCAAGUCCUUGUUGAACCUGGGCAAAAUAGCAGAGGACGCUGCCUACCGUGCCAUGACGGAGUCCGAAAUGAACAGCAACUCCUCCAACAGCAUGGAGGAUGAGGAUGACGAUGAGAACGAGAAGAACGCCAGGAAAAGCGAGCUGAGCCUGGACGUGGACAGUGACGUGGUUCGGGAAACAGUGGACUCUCUGAAGCUUCUGGCACAGGGGCAUGGGGUGGUGCUAUCGGACAACUAUCUGGAUGGGACAACGGCAGAGAGCAACAACAACAGCUGUAGCAGAAAUGCUGGAGCAGGCAUCCAGGGAAAGCACACCAGUAAUGGGCAGGUCGAGGAGAGUGAUGAGGAGGUGUGUCUGAGCAGCUUGGAGUGCCUGAGGAACCAGUGUUUUGACCUGGCCAGGAAGCUCAGUGAGACGCAGCCAGCCGAGAAAAACCACCAGCAGCAGACGCCCACUUACGCUGACUGCCAGCAGAUGAGCAAUGAGAACAAUGGAGUGGGAAGGAUGCUGGAGCGCAACUAUUCAGACAUGGUGAACCUCAUGAAGUUGGAGGAGCAGCUCAGCCCCAGGUCCAAGACCUUCUCCAGCUGCGCCCAGGAAGACGGCUAUCAUGACAGGGAUGAGGACACAGCCUCGGUGACCUCUGACCGCUCAGAGGAAGUUUUCGACAUGACCAAGGGCAACCUGACAUUGCUGGAAAAGGCAAUUGCCCUGGAAACAGAGCGGGCAAAAGCCAUGAGAGAUAAAAUGACCAUGGACAGGAGGGGCAGCAUGGGAAUGCUAGAUGAGCACAUUCCGAGGCAACACUGCGGAGAUGAGAGGAGACACAGAAUCCACGACGGCCACAUGAAGAAGACAUACUACCCGAAAGAUUCGUCUCGAGCUGAAAAGAAAGAAAGCAAGUGCCCCACGCCGGGGUGUGACGGGACGGGUCAUGUGACAGGGCUGUACCCUCACCAUCGGAGUUUAUCAGGGUGUCCUCACAAAGACAGGGUACCUCCAGAAAUUCUUGCAAUGUAUGAAAAUGUUCUUAAGUGUCCUACGCCAGGCUGCACAGGACGAGGCCAUGUAAAUAGCAACAGGAACUCCCACAGAAGCCUGUCUGGGUGUCCCAUUGCUGCUGCAGAGAAGCUGGCUAAGGCUCAAGAAAAACAUCACAGCUGUGAUGAAACAAAAUCCAACCAAGCAUCAGACCGUGUUUUAAGGCCUAUGUGCUUUGUAAAACAGCUGGAAAUCCCACAGUAUGGUUAUAAAAAUAAUGUCUCCACCACAACACCUCGCUCCAAUUUGGCAAAGGAACUAGAGAAGUAUUCCAAGACUACGUUUGAGUAUAACAGUUUUGACAACAGCGUCUAUGGAAAACGAGCCAUUGCACCCAAAGUCCAAGGCAGGGAUGCAUCUCCCAAAGGAUACGAUGCCAAGCCCUACUGUAAAAUCUCAAGUUCAGCAAGCAGCACGACAAGCAGUUAUGCUCCCAGCAGCAGCAGCAGCAACAGCAGCAUGAGCUGUGGAGGAGGAGGAGGCAGCAGUGCCAGCAGUACCUGCAGCAAGAGCAGCUUCGACUACACCCACGACAUGGAGGCCGCCCACAUGGCAGCUACCGCCAUCCUCAACCUCUCAACGCGAUGCCGCGAGAUGCCACAGAACCUCUGCACCAAGCCUCAGGACCCAUGCUCCAGGAACCCUGAUAUUGAAGUGGAUGAAAAUGGAACGCUGGAUCUGAGCAUGAACAAGCAGAGAGGCCGCGAUGGCAGCUGUGCUGUUCUGACACCUCUGGAGCCGAUGUCUCCACAGCGUCAGGCCAUGAUGAGUAGCAGGUGCUACCAAAUGAACGAGACGGACUGCUGGGACCUACCUGUUGACUACACCAAAAUAAAACCCAGAAGAGUUGAUGAGGAUGACCCCAGAGAGCCUGAAGACUUAGAUCCUUUUCAAGACACCUUAGAAGAGCGGCACUAUCCUGGAGAGAUCACCAUCCCCAGUCCCAAGCCAAAAUACCCACAGUGCAAAGAGAGCAAAAAGGAUCUGAUAACUCUGGCUGGCUGUCCCCUAGCCGAUAAGAGUAUUCGAAGCAUGAUGGCCAGUAACUCACAAGAACUCAAGUGUCCAACCCCUGGCUGUGAUGGCUCAGGGCACAUCACUGGAAACUAUGCUUCACACCGAAGUCUUUCAGGUUGCCCCAGAGCAAAGAAGAGUGGUAUAAAGAUUGCACAUAGCAAAGAGGACAAAGAAGACCAAGAGCCAAUCAGAUGUCCAGUUCCUGGGUGUGAUGGGCAGGGUCAUGUGACUGGGAAAUACGCAUCACAUCGCAGUGCUUCAGGGUGCCCUCUAGCAGCCAAAAGACAGAAAGACGGCUACUUGAAUGGAGCACAGUUCUCCUGGAAGUCAGGAAAGACGGAUGGCAUGUCCUGUCCAACACCUGGUUGUGAUGGGUCAGGACAUGUUAGCGGGAGCUUUUUAACACAUCGAAGUCUGUCAGGAUGUCCCAGAGCUACAUCAGCAAUGAAGAAAGCAAGGCUGUCUGGAGAGGAAAUGCUAACAAUAAAACAACGGGCAAGCAAUGGAAUAGAAAAUGACGAAGAAAUGAAACAGCUGGAUGAAGAAAUCAAAGAACUAAAUGACUCUAAUUCCCAAGUGGAAGCGGAUAUGAUUAGACUCAGAACCCAGAUUACGACAAUGGAGACUAAUCUGAAGUCAAUAGAGGAAGAAAACAAGGUGAUUGAACAGCAAAAUGAGUCUCUCCUGCAUGAGCUGGCCAACCUCAGCCAGUCACUGAUUAACAGUUUAGCUAAUAUCCAGCUCCCACAUAUGAAACCGCUGCAACAAAAAGAGGCUCCCCUUAGAAAUAACAGCUGUUUACAGUUGCAUCAGAGAGAGCCAAUAAAUGAACAGAAUUUUGAUGCUUACGUGGCCACUUUGACAGACAUGUACACAAACCAAGACCACUAUCAGAGUCCUGAAAACAAGACCCUGCUGGAAAACAUAAAGCAAGCAGUACAAGGGAUUCAGGUCUGAAGACUUGUUCGUGGAAGAAGACUUGCUGAAAAAAGGGAUGCCUCGUGUUUUGCUGCUGUAAUUUAUCGGACAGUGUUAAAUAUUUAUUUCUGUUACAAAAAGUGUUAUGCUUACAAGACUUCAUAAUGAUUUGUUUUUGUCUUGCUUUAAAAAUAGUUACCGCAGAAUAGUUUUUGAAAACAUUCACAUUUUGUACGUUUUCAUAUGAGCUGACAUAGUGUGAUAUGCCAUGUAAUGUUUAUAGCUGCUAAUGUAUGCACAUUUUUAGUGUAUAUUUCUGAACAGUAAGCAGAACAAAAAUAGGAUCCAAGUUCUUUUUAAUGGUUAAGUGAAGAAGCAUUUUAGUAUUAAUUACUGGACUGGUCAGUAAGCUUAGAAUGAGAAAAAUGCAAUGAGCAACCACUUUUUAAUUGUUAUCCAUUUUAUGGAAUUUUAAGAUGUUUUGUGUGCCGACUGUUUAAUAGCAAGAAGUGGUUGUAAAAUGCUUUAUUUUUUAACAAUGCUUGAAAAUAUUUGACUUUUGUUUUAAAUGGUCGGUGGUGGCAUUUAAAAUGAGGUUUGAAUUGGAAAUGAAAAGGAUAAACGAAAGUUUCAGUUUUAUUGUAAACAUCAUGACACGGAAACUUAAUGGUGGAAAUCCCAAUAUUUACAAAGCACGAUGUUAUGACUUUAAUAACCUAAUGUUCUGUGUUGUUAGAUCCCGAGAUGUCAUUUAAAUCAGACAGACUGAUGUUCAACAGCAAUAGAACCAUUAGACAACAUCUCUCUUAGCAUUAGUUCUUUUAGUCAAAACUUUACUAGUUUGAGUCAGUUAAUGUUUAAUGCAAUAUAUUAUAAAGAAUCACUUAUUUGAUAGAUAUGGGAUGCAAUCUACAUAAACAGUUUGGGAAUAUGCAAUUUCUUAUUUAUAGCAUAGUGGAAAAUGAAUCUUUUUACUAUAUGUAAAAUAUUAAUUUUUAUAUCAAUCUUUUAAUACAAAACUAAAAAAAUAAACAUGGACAUUCUGUUUAAAAGCUAAAGAUGCUUAUAUAAGUUUACUUUAUUUAUGUACAACUUUGCACAGGAACACCUUGGUUUCCAUGUUUUGAUGAUUUUACAGAAACUAGAGCUGUACUUGUGAGCUUAAAAAUAAGGAGAUGGUUUUUUGUAAAGUAGAAAAAAUAUAUCAGCGCGGGACUUACAGGGUCACUGUCCCCACAAAUGUGCCAGUAGACUAUUUGCACUUAUCCUAUAUGUAUAUAUAUCUUAAUAUACGGAGGUGUGCAAUUCCCAGUGUUGCUUGCUAUGUGACACAGAAUUUAAACAAAUAAUUGCUAGGGGCCACUAUGGUUUAGAUUACAUUAUCACUGAUGGAAACUACAGGGAUUAAAAAAAUAAAAAACAACAACUCUGUUAUUUCGUUUUGGUAUAUUAUACGGAGUAGACGAAAAUAAUCCCAGCUGCACUUUAUAUUGAAAUCACUGUACAAAAAACUUGCCGGUUUUCCCAAUGGACUUAAUAACUAGCUGGGAAACGAAUCUGUAAUUAUUGUGGAGCUUUGCAGCGUCAUGCCUGUGUGGCCCCCACCUUCUGUUGUGCUAUUAGUUGUAGCUGCCAUGUUCAGAAUUGCCUUUUCAAAGCUAACGCAAGGUGCUCACCUCAUCUCAUAUAUUGUACUUUGCACCCCCUUUUAGGGUUUCAUUCUACAUAACUGCAUAAGCCUUCUUCCACCGCAUUGUGUCUGCAGCUUCUUGCCAAUAUAGUAACGCUUUCAGUAGAGUAAUAGCUAGUAUCAGUUUUUGAACUCAUUAUUGUUAUCAUUACAAAGGAAAGGGAUUUUAAGCACAAAUCUGCUGCUCAUCUACUGGUGGUACAGAAUAUCAAAUCAGAAGUUGUCUGUGACUAUUUACAUAGCGAACACAAAGGUGUCACAUAUUAGAAUGCUGCAUUUUCAUAUGAAUUAUUGUGAAUUCAUCAGAGUUUAUUUAUUAUAACUUAUUCAUUUCUAAGUUAAUUUAAGUAACCAUUUAUUAUGACAGGAUUUUGUAUAAACGUGUGCUCUCUGUGGAACUGAAGUUUAAUUUAUUUUUGUACUACACGGCAUGAAUUUGUUGACAUUUUAAUUUUGCUAUAAAUGUGUGAAAUCACAAGUUGCUGUGAUAAUUCAUUUUUAAAUUGUGAACUUUGUACAAUUUUUGUCAUGCUGGAUGUUGACACAUCUUACUCUGAAUAAAGAAAACUGUGUUGCCACACUU
This is a messenger RNA of Acipenser ruthenus (sterlet), 6338 nucleotides long. RefSeq names its product myelin transcription factor 1-like protein. The coding region runs from base 487 to 4104 and encodes 1205 amino acids. Gene Ontology annotation, molecular function: zinc ion binding; DNA-binding transcription factor activity, RNA polymerase II-specific; RNA polymerase II cis-regulatory region sequence-specific DNA binding. Lineage: Eukaryota; Metazoa; Chordata; Actinopteri; Acipenseriformes; Acipenseridae. The transcript has 22 exons. Gene Ontology annotation, cellular component: nucleus. Gene Ontology annotation, biological process: regulation of transcription by RNA polymerase II. The record is from RefSeq and is a predicted model, not a curated record.